Molecule: messenger RNA, 705 nt
Organism: Lodderomyces parapsilosis
Lineage: Eukaryota; Fungi; Ascomycota; Pichiomycetes; Serinales; Debaryomycetaceae
Gene: MED9
Product: Med9p
Exons: 1
Coding region: 1-705 (234 amino acids)
Biological process (GO): regulation of transcription by RNA polymerase II
Cellular component (GO): mediator complex
Molecular function (GO): transcription coregulator activity
Source: RefSeq, a predicted model, not a curated record
AUGGACACACCUAUUGGACUUGAUGGGACAAUAGGAUCAGAUUUUUCGCUAGAUAAUCACGAUGAUCUAACACAGUUCAGUCAGUUGGAGUCCUUGGGAGAUUCAGAACAAGGAUCAACAACGGUGCAAUUACCAGACCCAGCUCUGCUGCUGGUACCUUCCGAGGACAAAGAAGAAGAGCCUGCUUCAAACCAAGUCAAGAAGGAGGAGGGCCAAACGAACGAUUUAGGUCAUCAAGAACAGUCAGGUGGAUACAGCAAGCCAGAGAGUCCCCAUACAGAAUUACUUGAGAAGAUGGAUAUCGAUAUGCCAGAUGCUUCUCAAUCUGCAACUGAACUCGAACCACCAUUCAAAGCAGCACCAGAAGCUGCAACUAAUGAUGUGGCAAUCGCUAGCACAGCUACAAAUACCGACAACCAAGAUGAUCCGCUUGCCAAAAUAAAACAAAUUCAAUUACUCCCCGAACUAUACAACAUUUUAUUUGAUUUCACCAAUGGUAAAAUCCAUCCUCGUGAUUUUGAUAAACAUAUUGGUAAUCUACGAUCGAAAUUGGAUAAUUUGAAGCUGUAUAUCCUGGAAAUUGAUGGGAUUGACGUUACCCCCGAGAUAAUGAUGAAUGAAAUUAAUCGCUUAAAGGAGAAUAAUGUGAAGAAGCAAACUUUGUUGAAUUCGUUUAGAAACAAGAUUAAGAAUGAUUUUGUAUAG